Molecule: messenger RNA, 988 nt
Organism: Frankliniella occidentalis (western flower thrips)
Lineage: Eukaryota; Metazoa; Arthropoda; Insecta; Thysanoptera; Thripidae
Product: probable RNA methyltransferase CG11342
Exons: 3
Coding region: 31-894 (287 amino acids)
Biological process (GO): negative regulation of pre-miRNA processing; miRNA metabolic process
Cellular component (GO): cytoplasm
Molecular function (GO): O-methyltransferase activity; RNA methyltransferase activity
Source: RefSeq, a predicted model, not a curated record
UAUAACAUUUGGUUUGGUAAUGUCCAUCUUAUGCCUGUGUGGGCAAAUGUUUUUAUCAGAUUUUACUCCUUGAUUUCACUGGAGAGGAGGAAAACCCAGGCAGAUAAAAAUUUAUUGUUACUACAAUCCCAUCAUUUUUUAAGCAUGGAUCCUCUUCAAUUUGGUGGUGAUGAUCCUGGAGCAGUAACAUUGGGUAACUUCAUUAAUUAUUAUGAGUUCCACCCUCCAGAAGAACGACUGAAUUUACUUCCUGAUAAUCUAUUGUUGGAUAGAUUGAAUAGACCUUAUGUCUUUCUUGACAUAGGCUGCAAUACUGGGGCAUUGACCACAAGGCUAUAUGAAAAACUAUUACCAUCCAUCAAGAGUAAAGAUUCUUGUUUAGAGUCCUCUGAAAAUACCUGUCAUAUGCUUGGUAUUGACAUUGAUCCUGUUCUCAUUGAAAGAGCUCACGGGUUGAACACUCAUGCUGAUCGAAUUACAUUCGCAUGUUUAGACUUCAUGUCUGAAAGAAACAAUGAGGUGUUCACGCAGCAUCUAUCUCAAUGUGGGGGACGGUUUGAUGUUAUCUUUUGUUUCUCAGUUUGCAUGUGGAUUCAUUUAAAUCAUGGUGAUGAUGGUUUGAAAAGGUUCCUUCAAGAUAUUUCAGAUAUGGCAAAGAUUAUUGUAAUUGAACCUCAACCUUGGAAAUGCUACAAAUCAGCUGUGAAAAGGUUGAAAAGAUGUCAUAAAACAUUUCCUCUGUUUCAAAAUCUUACCAUUCGAGAGCAAGUUGAACAAUUUAUUGAGGACUUUUUGGUGACAAAAUGUUUCUUCACAAAGAUCCACGAGUCAUUGGAAACAAAAUGGGGAAGGAAAUUACUAAUUUUCAAGCAAAACCAAGACACUGGAAGAUAAGUUAAAUUACAUAGUUUUGUUAUAAAAUGUCAAUAAAUCUUUGCCAGAAUAAAUUAAAAAAUAAACUAGCAAUACAGUAUUUGUCUAAAUUUAA